AUGAAACGAAUAGAUAUUCAAUGUAUUAGAGCAAUUGCAAUUUUAGCUGUUUUAUUUUUUCAUUUAUUUCCAACCAUUUUUGAAAAUGGAUUUCUAGGUGUUGAUGUGUAAGUUUCACAUCAUAAUAAUUAUAUUAAUUAAUAAAAUUAAAAUUAAUUAUCUUCAGUUUUUUUGUUUUGUCUGGAUAUUUGAUGUCAACUUCAAAACCAAUCAAUAUUCUCGAUUUCUAUUAUCGAAGAGUUCGAAGAAUUCUACCACUUUAUUACCUUAUUUUAUUCCUAACAACUCUCGCUGUUCAAAUAUUUUUGAUUGAAGUUUGGUGGUAUAAUAAUCAUCGAUAUUAUUUAUCAUCAUUAUUUCUAAUCACAAAUCAAUUAAUUAUUCAUGACAGUGCUGAUUAUUUUCUUGAAUUUCAAGCUGAUGGAUCUUCUUUGAAUGCAUUUAUUCAUUGUUGGAGUUUGGGUGUUGAAAUGCAAUUUUAUCUUAUUGUUCCUUUUAUUUUUAUCGGAUUUUCUAUUCUCAAAACUGAUUUUUUGAAAUUCAUUGCAUCUAUAACUAUGACUUUUAUCUCUAUGAUUCUUUUUCAUUUUAUCAAUCCACAAUUUGCUUUCAAUUUUAUGCCACUUCGAUUAUGGCAAUUUUCAAUGGGAUUCAUUGCCUUUUUCUAUAUUCGAACUGAAAUAUCCGCAAAAAUCCUGAAAUAUCCAAUCGAUUCCGGGAAUUUCAGAAAUAUAAUAUUGACUUGUUUAUUUUUGAUGUUUCUACCGAUUAAAAUGAAUAUCCCAAUUUUAAGAAUAUUACUCACUUUUUCUACUGGAAUUCUAUUAACAUUUGACAAUUCGAAUGAUAAUAUUGUAAGUUUUUCAAAAGUUUAUCAAUAUAAAUAAAUUUAUGUGAAUUUCAGAUUCUGAAUAAUCGAAUAUUAUGUCAUAUUGGUGAUUUAUCCUAUAUAAUCUAUCUUAUUCAUUGGCCAUUAAUAAUAAUAAUUGGAUCUUCUACAAUCAAAUAUUCAAUUUCAACAAUAAUGUUAAUUAUAAUUAUUUCUUCAUUUUUGCAUUAUGGAUUCGAGAAAACUUAUAUGACAAAAAUCAAAUCAAAGCUUAUUUUGAUUGGUUUUCUUGGUUUAUUAAUUCUAUCAAAUGCAUAUCUUUACAAAAGUGUCAAAUCUCACAAAUUUUGGAAAAAUGAAUAUCCAGAAGAAUUGCAAGAAAUAAUAACAACAAAUCUCGAUAAUAUUGUUCGAAAAUGGAAACCAUUGCAAGAAUGUGAUAUCUCUGAUUUUGAAGAUUCUUAUAAAAUCAAAAAUUAUCCCGUUGGAUAUUGUAAAUAUUUUGGAAAUGGUACUAAAAAUAUUAUGGUUAUUGGGAAUAGUUAUACUGCGAAUUUUGUUAAUACAAUUAAAGAUGCGAUUGAUGAAGCUGGAAAUUAUUCGGUUUUUCAAUACGCUUCAUUUCCUUGUAAGUUUUUUUUUGAAUAGGGUUGAAAAUCAAGAAAUUUUGAAAACUUUUUCGAAAAUUUAGAUUUUUUGUCAAUUUUGCGAGUAAAUUUUCAGAAAAUUGAAUUUUUCGUGAAAAAAACCGCUUGGUUUUUGUUGCAGCACUCAUUUCGAAUAUAUUUUUGGUUUUCAGCAUGUUAUGGAAUAUAUAGUGAUGAUGCAAUUUCAAAUUUAUCUUUAUCAAUUGCUCAUAAAUUAAUCGCCAAAGAAAAACUCGAUAUUUUGAUGAUAAUGAGCAGAUAUUCUGAAUCUAUCAAAAAACCAUUUUAUUCAUCAGAAAAUGACAAAUGGAUUGAAGAAUUCAAUAAAAAUAUUGAAAUUUAUGAGAAAUUCACAAAACAUAUAUUUAUAUUAGGAGCAUUUCCUUUUUAUGCUCCAAAUUCGAUGAAUGCAUUUAUUCAGAAUUUGAUUCAUAAACCAGAAUAUUGGGAAAAUAUGAAUUUGAAAAAAUAUGAUGGAGAUAUUGAAAUGAAAUAUAUCAGAAAACGAUUGAGAAAUAUUAAAUGCAAAUCUUGUCAGGUAAAUAAUAAACUGUUUCUAUAACAAAAUAUUAUUUGUUUCAGAUAAUCGAUUUGUCACCAAUGAUUUCUUCGGAAGAAAAAUAUCUAUUAUUUAACAGAACAACAAUGUUAUCCUAUAUUGAUAAUUCAAUUCAUUUAACAAAACCGGGACUCGAAUUAUUUCAACCCUAUUUUGCAAAUUUUGCAAAUGAUAUUUUUAAUAAAUAUGAUUGA
Messenger RNA from Caenorhabditis angaria, 2229 nucleotides. Lineage: Eukaryota; Metazoa; Nematoda; Chromadorea; Rhabditida; Rhabditidae. The record is from the annotation of a GenBank genome assembly.